CUCUCUUUCUUUCAUCAUCAGAGGAGGGAGAACAUCGACACACAAACACGACUUGAUUCACGGCGAUCUAACUCUCUGACUUUUCAGAAAUUGUACCGAGUCUUGGAUAUCUCCGACAUCAACGGACAGCAGACCCCUGUUUGCUGAGUCAUUCCGGCCGUGAAGGAUCAGUCUCCUCCGUACAGUCUGGAACCCCGAAUUCCUGACCACCCCCUGCGCUCUGCCGCAAUACAUUCAAGCCCAUAUCUCUCUCGCGCGCUCUCAGCUUCCAUUCUAUCGACGCCCGCGGACGGACGACGCACUGUCAGGUAGACGGCGAUUGGCCGCUGACCGCGCAUGCAAUCUUAAGCCUUUCCUUCAGCGGACAUUUCAGGAAGACUGGACUCAGCGGCACGGCACCAGCAUCCCGUUAUCUAUUAGCUGUACCUACUGGUGGUUCUGCCCCUCUCACAGCUCCUCCAGCACCGUAUUAUCCGGCUGUCCCGAAACGAAACCGAGCGUCGCUGACAAGAGGGGACAAGACUCUUCGUGUUGUUGGACUUUCCUGCGCGCCUGCAACUGCGACUGCGACUGUGUGUGUGCCUUGCCUGCCCUUGCACACUGCUGUCUGCUUGCCUGCCCGCCCGCGCAGUCUUACAUGCCUUACGGUAUCUACCUACCUACCUCCGAAGGCGCGCGGUCCUCAUCAGAGGUCGCAGGUAUUAUUAACUUGCUGGCCCCGACGGAACCCAACCAGCCAUGCCUUCCAUGAAACAUGGCUUCCUUAAGUAAGCCUCUAUUUGCUCCUUUCUCCGAUUCGUUCUCCUCCAUCAUCCGUCCCAUGUCGAGCUGAUUUUUUGCCGGCGUUGUUGUCCUUAUUGUAUUCUCCUUAUUUCACCUAAACAUACCAACGCAUUCCUUGUGACCACGUGGUUUGCCUAGCCCUCCGCUCACCUGUACCUCACAUAAGGCUGAGAUCUCACUGAGACAACCCCAGAGAGAGCUUGGUGGCCUUUUCUCGUCACGUCCAGCCUUACCUAUUCUAUUCGAUUUUGCUGUGUAACCAACAAUCUCAUCAUUCCCAUGUCUCUCCCUUGAAAGCACCUCUUGUUGGGGCCCGGGGCUUUUCGGUCCCCGCCUCGUUUUGCUUCUACUCUUGUCUCCGUCGUUAUCAGUUGCGCUGAGCGUGAUCGGAUCACUCGCUCAAAAUGAGUCCCCUAAAGAGCAUGGCUAACGGGGGCUUCCUACCCACAGUCAAUAAGAACAGAAAGCCAAAGUUUGAGUUACAUCUAAAGAUCUUCGACUUGAACAACGUCCCGUUGGUAUCAGGGACGUCAAUAGUAAAAUGGAACCUCGCACACUCUAUUCACGCCGAGCACCGCGGCCGCACUCCGCAAUGCCCGAUCUCCAAUCACAAGGUCGAGUAUAACUAUUCCAAGGUCGUCAGCCAUAUCCGGAUCAGCAUCGACAAGAAUAACAACCUGACCGAGUGUCCCGUCGAAUUCGAGGUUCUUCAACAAUUCCCGGGCAGCGGCAGGGAGGAGAAGAUCUCUCUCGGUAUCGUCAAGCUCAACCUCAGCGAGUACGUGGAGGAAAGCGAUGGCCUUACCCGAGAGAGCGCUAGCUUCGACCGCGGUCACUCGCGCAAGCGAAGCAGCGGCACCAGUCAGAGCCCAAUGUCGACGAGGGCGCCGGUGCUGGACGAUCCAGAUGUCGAGGAUGGCAUCGUGCGGCGGUAUCUUAUGCAGGAAAGCAAGAUCAACAGCACAUUGAAGAUCGGCAUUUUGAUGGUGCAGCUCGAUGGCGACAAGAACUACUCUGCGCCUCCUUUGAAAACUGCACCCGUAUUUGGCGGGAUUGCCGGCAUCAUGGCGGGCGAAGCAGUUGAGCAAGAUGACGCUGGACAGCUUCCAACAAUGGCGAAAUCCAGGGAUGCCUCCGAAGUGCAGGACAUGUACCGCCGCGCCCUCGCAGCCUCCUGGUCCUGUCAACCCGGCGAGCUCCCCGCCGAUCAGUGUAUCGAAGACAUCUUUUCCGGCGGCGACGGGUGGCAGGCCGGGCGCACGGGACGCACCGGCAAAAAGACGGCUACCUUUGACCUGGACAACGGCGGCUCUCUGAGCUCCGACGAGGGUGGCAUGAACGGCACCCUCCGACCCUCGGACUUUCGCAAAUUGGAACGGAAGCAGCAGCAGCAACACCAACAGCUGCUGGACCCGCCUCAGCAGGAUCACUUGCACCUGCACCGCCUGCACAACGGCCACCGCCAUCAUUCACGCAACAACAGCGGCUCUAGCGACAGGAGCAUGAGGAGCUUGCGGAGCAUUAAGAGCAUGGCCACCAUCGUUACAGGCCGUGGUGACGCGGCGAGCAGUACCGCCGGCGCGAGCAACGUCGCUCGUCGCGGCUCACAUAGCCGAACCAGGGGUCGGGACGACGACCAACGUCUCGGAGUUGGAGGUGGUGGUGGUGGUGGUGGUGGCGGUAACCGAGGGGGCAUCGGUGCGCGCGAUUACGGGCGCUCGAGGAGCCGCAGCGGCAGCAUGGUGAGCCUGGCGCCGACGAUGGGCAGUAGUGAUCGCGGGCGCGAGAGCUCGAGGAGGAACAGGGAGCUGGAGGAGUUUGACGUCCGUGAUGAUCUCGUCGCGUGGAGGUUGCCUGGUGCUGUCACAUAAAAGGGGGACAGUGCAAUGUGAUUCAAGGACCGCUUUUGCUCUUCGUUCCCUUGUAGCUAGGUGUUUAGUGGGCAGGCGUACAUUUUAUCUUCUUGCAUAGGCAAUGCCUCGUUCUUUCUGAUACUCAUCCCUUGAACUUUUGUCCAAUCAUCAUCCUUGGGGUCGUAUGUAUGUAGUGUCGGCUCGUGGUUUCAGCCUUGCAU
Molecule: messenger RNA, 2857 nt
Organism: Colletotrichum scovillei
Lineage: Eukaryota; Fungi; Ascomycota; Sordariomycetes; Glomerellales; Glomerellaceae
Exons: 4
Coding region: 1188-2654 (488 amino acids)
Source: RefSeq, a predicted model, not a curated record